Molecule: messenger RNA, 1328 nt
Organism: Felis catus (domestic cat)
Lineage: Eukaryota; Metazoa; Chordata; Mammalia; Carnivora; Felidae
Product: olfactory receptor 6C3-like
Exons: 1
Coding region: 7-945 (312 amino acids)
Biological process (GO): G protein-coupled receptor signaling pathway
Cellular component (GO): membrane
Molecular function (GO): G protein-coupled receptor activity; olfactory receptor activity
Source: RefSeq, a predicted model, not a curated record
GUCAGUAUGAGAAACCAUACAGUGAUUACAGAAUUUGUUCUCUUAGGCAUCUCAGAUGACCCAAAGCUUCAGAUUAUAAUUUUUAUCUUUCUGUUUAUGGCUUAUGUAUUAAGUGUCACCGGAAACCUAACCAUCAUCAUCCUCACCUUAACAGACUUUCAUCUCAAGACUCCUAUGUAUUACUUCCUGAGGAAUUUCUCCUUCUUAGAAAUUAUAUUCACCAGUGUGUCUAUUCCCAGAUUUUUGGGGACAAUCAUUACUAAAGUCAAGACCAUUUCCUAUAACGAUUGUUUAGCUCAGCUAUUUUUCUUCAUCUUCCUGGGUGUGUCUGAGUUUUUUCUUCUCACUGCCAUGUCUUUUGAUCGCUACGUUGCCAUCUGCAGGCCUCUUCACUACACCACCAUCAUGAACAAGAAAAUCUGCACCCUACUGGUCUUUGGGUCAUGGCUGGGGGGAUUCCUUACCAUUUUCCCACCACUCAUGCUCAUCCUCCAGCUAGAUUUCUGUGCUGCCAAUGUAAUCGAUCAUUUCUCCUGUGACUAUUUCCCCAUUUUACAACUCUCGUGCUCAGAUACAUGGCUUUUAGAGAUGAUUGGCUUUUACUUUGCUUUUGUUACUCUGCUCUUCACGUUGGCAUUCGUGAUUCUUUCCUACAUGUGCAUUCUUAGCACCAUUCUGAGAAUCCCAUCUGCUACUCAGAGGAAAAAGGCUUUCUCCACAUGUUCCUCUCACUUGAUUGUCAUUUCCAUCUCUUAUGGGAGCUGUAUAUUCAUGUAUGUCAAGCCUUCAGCAAAAGAAAGAGCAUCACUGACCAAAGGGGUAGCUAUUCUCAACACCUCAAUUGCCCCCAUGUUGAACCCUUUUAUUUAUACCCUGAGGAACCAGCAAGUAAAACAAGCUUUCAAAACUUUGCUUCAUAAAGUAGUGUUUUCUAGAAACAAAUGAAAGUAUGUAUUAAGAAGAAAGGAUGUUACUGGGAAGAUCCACCAAAGGAAAAACAAAAUUUUGACUUCUACAAUAUGCUUCCAUAUCCAUCUCACAGAUACUUGCAAGGCUGUGCUCAUUUGCUUAAGCUUUCUUGUACACUGAAAGUAACUAUGUUGUGUCUUUCUUUCAAAGUGUGUAUACGUUCCAUUUCCUCAUUGAUUUACAAUUCUGAAUAGAAAGGCAGUGGAUAUAAAACAUACCAUUUUGCUGAUUGCUCCAAAUAGUAAAAAUAUUGUAUACUAUAAUGGCUAAUGGAGUAAAACGUUUUAAAAACAUACUCUUUAUAUUUUAUUUUCUUUUUUUUUUAACGUUUUUUUAUUUAUUUUUGGGACAGAGAGAGA